Messenger RNA from Homalodisca vitripennis (glassy-winged sharpshooter), 2327 nucleotides. RefSeq names its product eukaryotic translation initiation factor 2-alpha kinase 1-like. Lineage: Eukaryota; Metazoa; Arthropoda; Insecta; Hemiptera; Cicadellidae. The coding region runs from base 221 to 1819 and encodes 532 amino acids. Gene Ontology annotation, biological process: protein phosphorylation. Gene Ontology annotation, molecular function: ATP binding; protein kinase activity. The transcript has 11 exons. The record is from RefSeq and is a predicted model, not a curated record.
CUCUAUUCUCAAUUCCUAACCUAUCCAGUAACAGUUCCUUUAACGAAUUAGAACUAGGCUAGAAUAGGAACAGAACACAGAGCUUCAGUGUUCAUGAACUGACCUGUUCGUUUUUCUUUAAAUUAGAUUUGUGUUUUAGCGUUACUCCGUUCCGUUCAACUUUCAAUGUUGGCAAGCAGAUAAGCUCCAAAAAAGAGAUAUUUGAUGAUUGCUUCAAAUAAUGAAGGAUGAUGAUUCUGAUUGGUGGUCUGGGCUUCAGACUGUCUCAUCUUUUGACAAUGGCCUCUCAAGCACUGUCACCUGUGACUCUAGCGAAGAUGUCCAGCAGUUCUGUCCUUCCAGUCUGCUGGUUGAGUCGCUCAUCGGACAGCUCUGUAAACUUAUUGAAAAGGAACCAAAGCAUCAGAAACAGUUGUAUUUAAAGAUUUGCAAGAAACUUCAUCAGAUGAAGUUGAUAGACGAGAGCUAUGAACUGGAGGAGUUUGAGUCGAUGAGGAGUUAUUACCAGAAGGCAUUGUAUCAUCUAGUCUCCGUGGCCAAGACCUCAAAGUCCCCUGACAAGAAGGCUAUGGUUCCAAAAACAAACAGCCUGGUAUGUUUGAAGGCAGACGCAAUACUCGAAUGGUCAAGGUACUCAACAGAGUUUGAAGAGCUGGAUUUCAUCGCUCGUGGUGGAUUUGGACAAGUCUUCAGAGCUCGCCACAAGCUUGAUGGAGAGUUAUAUGCUGUGAAAAAGAUUUACUUGAGAUACAGCAAUGCUACAGGGUUCAUGCAGAGUUUAACAGAGGUGAAGAUGUUGGCUAAGUUGAACCACCCCAACAUUGUAGCGUACAAAGCCGCAUGGCUGGAGCCAAUAGACCCCAGUCAGAGAAGCAAACAUGUGUUUCACAACAUGAACAACCAUAUUAUUGACUCUAGUAGUGAAAAACAAGACAGUUCCGGUGGCAUAGUAUUUGAGACAUCUGAUGCAAAUGAAAGUAUUAUCUCUGAAGUUAACGACAAUUUGGCAAUUGUGAAGCCAAAGCCGUCAUCUGACGCUAUAUCUACUUGGAAUAGUACUCAGUUCUCCAACUGUCCUCAGGAAUGGGCAUGUCUGUACAUUCAAAUGCAACUGUGCCAUGUCACCUUAAGACAGUUGUUAGACGAUAGAAACCACAGUUUUGAGCCAGUUAAAGAGACUCACUGCCUUGCGUUGUUUAAGAAAAUAGUGCAAGGUGUGGAGUACAUUCACUCCCAAGGAAUAGUGCAUCACGAUAUCAAGCCAAGCAACAUCUUCUUGAGUCGAGACCAACAGCAGGUACAGGUGGGGGACUUUGGUCUCGCCUGCCCUCUCCUGGCACACAACCCAGAGGUUGCUGUGAUCCCCUCCACGGCGCACGUUCACCGUGGCCAACUGGGCACCAAGUUGUAUGCUGCCCCCGAACAACUCAAUGGCAUCUGUACUCCUAAGAGUGACAUCUACAGUUUGGGGAUAGUUCUGAUGGAGCUGAUACAACCUUUCCAGACUGAUAUGGAGCGCAGCAAAGUCAUUGGAAAACUCAAGACCGGCAACAUUCCCCCCGAAUUGAGCGAAUUUUUUCCAACACUUGUAAGAGUGAUAAAGCGUUGCAUCUAUCACUCUCCAAGCAAGCGCCCGACUGCCCACGAAUUGCUGGAACUGUUGGAGGAUGAGGAUAACUCGAACAGCGCUAGGAUCAUUGCUGAGCAACAUGAGACAAUUCAACGGCAGGAGAGGGAGAUCAGGGAAUUGAAACGAUUGCUGUCAGAGCUAUCUUCAAGUCCAACUGAAUGUUUCAGUCCGUCUUCUCAGUUUUUAUGAAAAAUUAAACUAUUAUGUAGAGUAAAGCUUAAAGUAAGUUUAGUACUUUUUUCUAUGUGGCAAAUUAAAUUUUAUAAUUAAUUAUUAAAAGUUUUAGGAGGAGAAAUAUCAGGGUUUUCUAAUUAUUUUUGUGGAAAGGUGAUAAUGAUGGUACUUACCUGUUGGUUUAAUUAAUGUAACUAAAAAAAUUGUGAUUUGUAUUAUUCCACUUUACUUCCAAAAGUGAAAUAAUUUUAUUUAUUUGUCAUUGUGUUUCUGUAUUGAAAUAGAUCAAAUGUUUGAAGAGGGGAAUUUGAUUGAUUUCAGUGUUGGGAUCAAUUUUUAUAGAAAUAUGAUUGUUUCAAUCAAGAAAAAAUAUAUGAGUGUGUCUGCAAUAUUUGGUGCAUUUUUGUACUGUAUUAUGGCAAACAAUAAGUUCUAAUAUUAUUAUUAGAAUCUAGUUUAACUUAUUUAUACACAAUAUAUUUUCAACUAUUUACGCAAUGUAAAUAAAACAUGUUUUUUUAAA